GGUGAGUGAUUGAUGAUCUGUACUCGCUUGAUGCUUUUCACACUUGCAUGGGGGAGCGUUGAGAGCACUAAUUUCCAACACUGGCAAUGUCUCACUGUGAACAGCAGUAAUAUAAAUGGUAUAAAGCAUCUAACUGGAUGACUUCACAGAAAGCACCAUGUAGAAGCACUGCUUAAUCCAACAAUGUAAGUUUCAUUUUCUGACUGAGAGAUUUAGUUAGAGCUAUCCUAAAAAGCAUAUUAAAUAACAGUAAGUAGUGCAUUGAAGUACAUAAUUGCAUUAAAUAGUUUAGUAUAGACGUUGUUGACAUUAUAGGUGCAGAAUAGCAGGGGAGGAAUGGUAGUGACCUUCAUCUUGCUGAACAAAACAAAGCUUGUGAGGGGUGAUGUGGAGGUUAUAGUGUAUCCUGAGAAAGGACUAAUGGAUGCAUUGAAUGCCCUAAAGAAUUCUGUACAGUCUGGACAAUUCAAAGUGGAAUUUCAACAAGAAAAAAUCUAUGCUACCAAGUCUUCAUUCUAUGUUGGGUUUUGGCCAUCCUCUCCUCCGCACUCUGGGUCUCCACUAACCACUGCUAAACCAUCAAGCCAAGGAGGCAGUAAAAUGAAAACAAAGGGUGUCUCCAGUGGUGCGGCAGCAGGAAUUUCCUUCCUCAUGCUUGCAGUUGGAAUCUGUGGAGGCCUGCUUAUUGCGCAUGUGAUCAUGAAGCGAAGGGGAACCAGCUUGUUUCAGUAUCAGAGACAGGAGUAGCUAUGUGUAUUUCAUUGCUACUGUUCCACGGGGGCUUAUUUCAGGACCUGGGACCUAAUAAUGCCAUAUAACAUGAAAUUUUAGUAACAACUUUAAAAUUUCAUUUUGUGGAACUUAGUUUUCCUGAACUUACUGUAGCCAGUUUGUGAAACACUUUUUCAAGUAAGUACAUGUAGCUAGACUUUUUCUAUGACUUCAAAAACAUUUCCACAUAUUAAAAAAAGAAUAAUGCAAAAAUUUGAGGUUAUGAGGUUGUAAGUAAUCUAUGUAAACCAGCACAAGAGUUAAAACGUUCAUGACUAUUCCAAUCACUCCUGCCCAGAUAGGAAUAAGCCUAACUUUGCAGCUAAAGCAAUUGCAUGUACUAGACAGGCAUAAGGAUGGCACAUUUGUUAAAAAGAAAUGUUUGAUAAUCCUAGUGUCUUCUAAGACAUUAUUUAUAUGUUAUCAUAAACAAGGGUUUCAUUGAGGUUUUGAUCAUGAGCGCAACUAGUUUUAACAGACCGGCAAAACAAAAACUAUCUGAACAGAACAUUAGAAGAAAAAUGUUCCUCUAGAUGGUCAAGCCAGCUGGGCAAAAUCGUCCUAGCAGCCGGUCAAUCUGCCCAGUGCCGGGACCUUAAUGAAAACCUUGUGAUCAUAAAUUUGAAUUAUUUAUAACUGCACACUCAGUAAAGGAUACAUAACAAAGUUAUUUGAUGAGCUGUCUCCAUGUAGAAAGUGGGGCCAACCCUUUUGAAGGCUUAUAUAGUGCAAGUAUUGACACCUUACAGUAUUUCAAGAAACCUUUUACAAGGGAGGGUGACUUAGUGUUGGCCUUUUUAUGGAUCUGAUGAUCAUUAAUUGACUAGAAACUGUGCAGUAUUUACUCACUCCAUGCAUCUUACAAGUGUUAGUAGGGUGUUCCAUAAUGGGGCACAUAAAAGUUACUCACCAGAAGCUUUGUUCAGUCAAGAGAUUCAUAGAGACUAGCAUGCUUACAUGCAUUGCUGAUGAUAAGAUAAAAAUUCUCCCAACUCAUUUUUAUAUAUUUGUUACUUCCAGUUGGGAGAAUAUCUUUAAACAUCAGCUUAGACUAUCUCAAUGGUCGAACCAUUUUGUUAAUUCUCCUGACGUUAAUUAGUGUCAUUGUAGUCUGUAUUCACUGUGAUGGCAGGGAAGUAAGAAUACCAGGUAUUACACUAUUUGUGAAUAGUAUUUGAAAAUUCUCUCAAAAUUGCAUGAGCUGUGUGGGUGGGUGCAAUUUGAAAGAAUUUUCAAAUAUCAUGACUAGUAGUGUAAAUCUUUUAAAGCUCUAUUAGUCUUUCAUACAAUUACUCCUGAUUAAGAAAAUUGUGAACACACGCAAUAAUUUGCUCGCAGUGCAAAUUAAAAAUUAAUGAUUAAUUGGCCUGCUGUCAGCCAAUCACAGUGAAGUAGUUUUCACAAUCAUAUGCAUGUGCAUCUAAUUAAAGCUAUGUUGUAAUAAAUAAUAGUAAUAAUACAGGACUUGGUAUUCCAGACCACCGAUUUAAAGAAAGGUUUUCCAAAGCUUAUGUGGCAAUGCUGAAAGGCAAUCUGGGUAAUAGUCAAUUAAUUUUAGUAAACACCCUGAACUUGAAAUGUUUCCAGUUACAUUGAAGAUGUAUGAUGGCAUGCAAUGUGCAUGGCAGAGUUAUUAGGAUGUAGUGUUGAUGAACUGCUGUGAAUCGUAAUCAAGCACAAAUACCUUUAAUAUCCUAGAAAUCCUCUUGCCCAGUGCUUUUCAUUUGGAGCACCGUUUUGGAAACAGCUUCAUGUAUAAUAUUCAGGGUUUUUAAUCAAAGAACAUUUAGUUUUUAAGAUAAAGAUAUUUAAUAUUAUUGUAUUUAUUAUUGCGACUUGAGAUGGAGGUUAGAGGGAGAUAUGGAGAAUUUGUAAACUUGAGUCAAAAGUGAGGGAUUUCAAAAGGGGUGAAAAUUCUGGGUGGUUGAUGUUGUGAACAAACAAGCCCAUAUUUAAGGAGCAAUUGUUUUAAAUGUGUUUCAGCUGGUAGCCUUAUUAGUCACAGUAAUAUUCUUAUUUAGAUAUAUUUAAUCCAUGCAUAUGCAAUAUGCAUAUUUAAUCCAUAAAAUACUUUUUCAUUUGAACCUUUUCCAUUAUGUACAGUAAUUAAAAGUUGACCUAAGAGUCCAAAUGUUCUACAUGGUCUUGGCUGUUUCUUGGUUAUUUCUGAUGUUCUGCCGGUUAACGGGAAACAUUGAAGACUUAACUUAAUUA
Molecule: messenger RNA, 2985 nt
Organism: Orbicella faveolata
Lineage: Eukaryota; Metazoa; Cnidaria; Anthozoa; Scleractinia; Merulinidae
Source: RefSeq, a predicted model, not a curated record